UGGACUUGGCACUGUGUAUGCGCAGGAAUGAGUAAGGCUACACUAUUGAAAAGCCUUAAGGAGCCCGAGUUUUAUAAGCGGGAGGAGAUGCCAGCAGAUGCUGUUGGAGUUCAGACGCUCUUGCACCGUCUGUGCACAUAUUGCCGGAACUCCGGAACUGAGCCUGUCAUCCUGUGUCCCCCCAGACCCACUGAAACUCGGUCUACACAGGACGAGCCUCCACAUCCCUGCCCACGGCUGUGGUGAGAGUGUGCAGACAGCCCCGCGCACGAUGAGAUGUGACACUGUUGGCUUCCUCCGGCUCUUGCAGGUCCUCACCCAGGCAGUGGUUGCUUCUCCACUUUGGGCAUUCUCAAUCCCCAUGGAGCCAAAACUGUAACCAUGGCGACACGGGUCGAGGUUGGUGCCCUAACUUCCCUGACGGGGGUGCCAGGCCUCAGCGAGAUCGCCAAGGAGGAAACUCUGAAGCGGACGUACUUCUGCCAGGCGGGCGACGCCCCUGGGGCUCCCUCAGCACGGAUUCUGGACGGAAAAAGCCCCCUCAGGGGCCCGGCCCACUUAUUCCCGCUGCCAAGACUCGCCCCCAAACCCUUCUCCAGGGAGAAGGUCCCAGACCCAACGUCGCCCGUCGCCUCUUCGUGGCCCAACCCGACCCAGCCGGCUACUCUCGGCGGGUUCUCCAAGGCCGCGGUGGCCUCAGAAGUGGAUGAGAGGAUGCCCACCCCGCUGGGGCAGGAGGUGGGCGGCACGGCGGGCCCACAGAGAGGCCCUUCUCUCUUCAACAAGGCCGCGUUCCUACGGCCCAGCCCCAACUCCACGAUUCUCUUUGAAACCACCAAAACUGGCCCCACCCUGGAGAAAGGGGGCACCAAGGGGGCACCGGAGAACAAACCGAGCGGAUCCCAGGAGCCGCCUUCGGGCUCCCAGCCUGAGGUGGCCGCCAAGCCUGCCCUGCCCAGCCACAAGCCUGCGGGGACCCUCCCCCGGCCGGCCUCCCUGUCCCAGGAGACGAGGCCCGCGGCCACCCUGGAGAAGAGAGGCCAGCCCGGGCCCCUCCCAAAGGCCAGCAGCGUGGAGGGCACGGCUGGCCCCACUCUGGAGCCCAGGCCUCGCCCGAGGAGAAGGCCCGUGUCUGCCAUCUUCACUGACUCCCUUCAGCUUCAGAGGCCAGCCCCAGGCGGAGCAGCCGUGGCGGGGAAAGCGCCUCCCACCCCUCCCGAGAAGACAUGGGUGAGGAAAGCCAGGCCUCUGUCCAUGGACCUCACCGCCCGGUUUGAGAGCCAAGAGGCCCUGCUGAAGAUGGCAGCCAAUGAGGGACACAGGGCGGCAGCCGUUUCUGCCGACCAACCCCGGGGUGCAGAGAGGUCUGACUUGGAGUCCAAAGUAGACAACGGGGAGUGUCGGGACAAAGCAGAAGCUCCCCGUCUGGAUCCAGAUGCAGACUUCCUGGAGAGGGCCAAGAAAAUCGAGGAACGGAAGGAGAAGGUGCUUUCCAAGCAGUGGGAGACGGGCAGCCCUGGAACACUGGGGGGCUCAGCCAGGCUUGCCCCCAAAGGUGGCCCGAGUCCUUGGGAAGAGAGGGCCAGUCUGGACGGGGAGCCCGAGCCGUUGCCCGAGCCCCCUUCGCCCCAAUCCAGAAAAGGCCAAGAGUUUGCUGAGGUCAAGAGUGGUGUGGCCUGGGGAGACUGGGCCUCCAGGGGAAGCGUCCAGAAGCGCAUCAGCCUGUUUGGGGAGGCGAGUGCCUCGGCCAUGACAGUGGGCUCCGAAGCCCCGCUGGCUGCCCCCGAGGCCCCCGAAGCACCCCCUGAGCCCGAGAAAGGGGGCGUGCGUGUCCAGGAGCGGAUCAGAGGCUGGGCUGGUGAGAUCCCCGAGGUGAAGCCAGAAAUCAGGAGGCGAAUGUUCCAGGCAAGGCCGCUGUCGGCGGAUUUGACCAAACUGUUUUCCGGUCGUGACUCAAGCAAUGAAGUCAAAUUUGAGAAGUGUUCUGAGCUUCUCAAGGAGCUUCCCAAGGAACCCAGAGGAAAGGAAAAGGAAGAGCGUGAUGUGGAUGGAGCAGCUGUGCCAAGAAGCCCCUGGACACGCCGUGAGACAGCCAGACAGAUGGAGCAGAAAGACAGCUCCAACCAGGACAACUGUCAGGGUGAAAACUUGGCGGGGGCUCCGGGCCCCGGUGACGUCACUCCGGAGGGUGAUGGAAACGUCCAGACCGUGUGGGCCAUGGUGUUUGAGCAUCACGUGGAGAGACACUCAGUGGCCGACCAGGCUGGCCGCUGUCCCCCGGCUACCCCCCUGGGUGACGUGGCUGGUGCCCACAUCUCAGAGCCUAAACCCAGGCCCAAGAGAGGUUCCCGGCCGGGGAAGUUCCCGCCGGAAAAGGCAAACCUCACGAAGGAGAACCCCAGGUGGUUUGAAAAUCCCGAGACAGAGAACCUGGGACGAAUAGCCCUUUUGAACGGUGAGCCAAAACGGCAUCACACACCCCUCCCGGAAAAUUAUGCUUUGGGUGAAAAAUGCAGUAAUCCCUUCCUCAAGACCUCGGAAAAGCCUCCCACUUUCCAAAGGAUCGAGGCCAAGUACGACAUAGUACACGCAGUGGGGGAGCGCGCGCACAGUGAGGCCAUCUCCACGGCCACAGAGGAGAAGGCUGUGGCUCUCCGAAGCAGCAAGCCUCGGCUCUCGUGGAGGGAGAGGCAACUGUCCCAAGAGGUCACUGCUGACCCCAAGCGCAGUCUGGAAGGUCUAGUGGGGUCCGUCCACAGGGCCAGUUUGAUUUGGGAAGCCCGAGGGACCCACGAGGCCAGCGGGUCAAAGCCUGACUUUAGAGAACCUAAGGAUGUGUCUGGGGGCAACUGCCCGUCGCCCAAGUGGACAGGUGGGGCGUCGAUGAGCUGGAAUAAGGUGGCCGCGGCGGUCAGUGAAGAGAAAGGCUUGGAGGCGAGCCCCAUGGCGGCCAAGAGGUGCUCGUCCAGGCCCAGUGCCCCCGAGGUUUCCCCUUGGAGGGCUGCGAAAGCCACUGUCCAGCAGGAGGGAGCCGGAAACAAACCGGGAGGCAGCAUUUCAGUGGAAGAAAGGGGUGCAUCUGGGGGGCACUCUCUGAAUCCCUCUUCCAGGGCUAAGGACGAGCCCUUUGACUUCCGGGCAGGAGCGCAUCCUGGGGCGUUUUCUGUGCUGAAAGGCACCCCUGGUGAGGGUGAGCCAAUGCCAGCUCGGGCGCCGGCACCUGAGGUGAAAAUGCAGAAAGGGAGCCACUCAGACCCGAGAACGGAGAGGUGGAGGCGUCGGACUUUACCCCACGACGUCAAGUUUGAUGAAUUCAGCUUCCUCACCCCAGAAAACUCUCAGAAGGCGGAGCAGAGACAAACGGAUUAUUUGACCCCAAUGGCCAGUUCCUUUAAAAGAACUCCUCAACCAUCCCAGGAGGUGAGCCCAGGUGUCCCACAGGACCAGACUUUUGUAGCCGUAAAGCAAGGGUCCUCUGCGGAGCCCAAGGCGACGUUUUUUGCGGUGACGUAUCAGAUUCCUGACACCCAAAAAGCAAAGCGCGUUGUUAAGUCAGGGCCUGGGAAUUUGAUGGAACAUUCUAGAAAAACAGCUCCCCCUCCAUCUCCUCAUUCUUUGGCAUCGACUGUGGUGUCUCUGAACCAUGAAAAGCCACCGGAGACUGUGGGCAGUAAAAACCGGGCUAAGGACAGAGAGCGUGAAAACGUAAGCAUUUCAAAAAAACUGAAGCCAACCAACCGUCCGUUAUCGCUUGGGGUUGGGAUUCUGGACCCUUCUAGCGAAAGAAUCAUCGAUGUCAACGCCUUGUGGAUCCAUCGGGGAUCGGAAGACGUCACUGGUUUUCAGAACGGACGGAAGGACAGUGGGAUCAAUCUGUCCCCCAGCAACCCUCCUCAAACUACCCCGACUUUCAAAAGUCACCCGAAAGCCAGUGAUCUCCUCAUCAGAAGGAAGGCCAAUGUGGUCAGCGAGACGUUCCCGGGUAAAAUGAAAGAUGGCUACAGAUCCAGCGUUCUGGAUAUCGACGCAUUGAUGGUGGAGUACGGUGAGCAGUCGGUGAAAGGGCCCGGGGUGGAGGCAGGGCACAGCAGCUCGCCUCCUGAGAGGUCAGGCCAGCCAGGCAGGGUGGAACGGUGUAGAAGGAGCCUGAAAGAGGCACCCCAAGGAGAGGAUCUUCAGAAACAAGCCGGUUUUGUGGACACGAAUCACAGUUCCCUCCUCAGCUCAAGCCAGCCCCCGGCAGAGUCCCCGGGACCAAUCACGGACACCAAAUUUAACCCACCUCUGUGGGAUCUGCCACACUCAGCUCCUGAAAAAUAUCCAGGGGCCUCUCCUGGCCCCGUGGGUCCCAGGAAAAUCUUCUCGGGAAUCAUCGAGGAUGAAAAGAGGACCUUUGUUAGUAAACAUCACGCCUCAAAAUGUCAGAAUCGCCCUGCCGAGUCGAAGCCCGUGAGUCAGGAUGCUCCAGGCAGUGGGGUCAGUGUGUCACCCAGAUCGCCCCCUGCUGAGUGGAAGAAAGGGACCCCAUGGAAAGCCUCUGGGACGGGAGAUGCGGGCAGUGUGGCCCCGUGGGGAGACUAUGCAUGUAACCCUGGAAGGUCGAUGCAGGAUGUCAAGAGGGCCUAUUCUGAGAAGGGACCCCCUGCCAAAAUCCGAGAGGGCCUGUCCGUCAUGCAGGAGGCCAGAGAGAGGAGGCGAGAGCAGCCCAAUGGGAGGCCCAGCCUCUCUGGAGAGAGUCUGGAGACCAAGAAGGGGUCCUGUCAGCAGGAUGCGGGGACUCGAGGCAGCCACAAGGUACUGCCACGGGAUCUGGGGCAAGAGGGUGUCCUCCAGGGCACUGAGCAGCUGCCCCUGGGCCCCCGUAGGAGCCACAGCUUCUGCAAGGACAAGAGGAGUGGACUCUUUGUGGACCAGCUGAAGCAGUGUUUCUCCAGGCGGCCCCCCGAGGCCAGGGACACCGACACCCUCGUGCAGGAAGCCGACAGCCAGUAUGGGACCUGGACAGAGCAGCGCCAGAGUGGCGAGAGCUUGGCUCCUGAGUCCCCAUCUCCAGAGAGCAGUGCCGCGUCAGCGCGGAGGCAGCACCCCAACAGCCGCCUGUCCUCCCUGUCCUCCCAAACUGAGCCCACCUCAGCCGGGGGCCAGUUUGACAGUGCCAGGGAGCAGCGGAGUGCCAGCGUGGGUCACUCCAGCACCGACCGGGAGUCCGUGGACGGCGUGGAGGGGCUGCCCCCACAGGACACCUGCCCUCCAAAGAGCAUGGACGACUUCUCCUUCAUCGAUCAAACCUCAGUCCUUGACUCAAGUGCCCUCAAGACCCGUGUGCAGCUCAGCAAGAGAAGCCGCCGCCGGGCCCCCAUCUCCCACUCCUUCCGGCGCAGCCAGCUCGGCGAGUCGGAGAGCAGGUCCCCUUGGGAGGAGGAGGCCAACAGCAGGUGGAUGUUCAAGGACUCCACAGAAGAGAAAUCCCCCAGAAGGGAAGAGUCAGACGAAGAGGAGAAACCAUCCCGGGCUGAGAGGACACCCGUCAGCCAUCCGCAGAGGAUGCCUGUGUUUCCGGGCAUGGAUCCAGCAGUGCUGAAGGCUCAACUGCACAAGAGGCAAGAAAUGGACAGUCCCGGCGACACCCCCAGCUGGAACCCCCAGCCCAGGAGCCCCAAGUCCCCCUUCCAGCCUGGGGUGCUGGGCAAUCGCGUCCUGCCCUCCAGCGUGGAGAAAGACGAGAGGUCAGAAGAACCGUCUCCCCAGUGGCUAAAGGAGCUGAAAUCCAAGAAGAGGCAAAGCCUGUAUGAGAAUCAAGCUUGACAAGACAGGGAACCCUGCCCACGUCUAAAUAACAGAAGCCUUAACUGACAGAGCCCGAAGACGAGGCCACGCCGCUGUUCCUUCUCGCGCAGUGCUUGUCUGCCUGGGGCCCCCCAUCUGCUGGGGGACGUGCUGUCCUGUGCCCCCCACCCCUCACAGGUUCUCCCUGGAUCAGGAGAGGAAGGCCGCCUUCCACAAGCACUUGCACUCCCCCCGGACAGCACUUCAGAGAGAAGCCAGGAUUCCAGAAUGUCCCUGCCACUGGUUUUAUAUCUGACGUAAAGAAUCUGCAUUUCUACCCAUCGUAAACAUCAGCAGCAGCUCCGGGAAAAUCGGCAUGAGACUGAUCUGUCUCUCUGGGUUCCGAAAAAAAACCUGAAUGGGGAACGCACCUCUUUCCCCACACCCCAGGGCAGGUCUCUCUUGAAAGGCCAUUUCCGAGGAAGGUUAAACCAUUCGUGUCCUGCCCUAACCAUGUCCAAGGCAGCACCACGGCUUGGUUUUUUUGAUUGCCCUUUUUUUUUUUUUUUUUUUUUUUUUUGGCAAAUUCCUUCCUCCCCCUCGAAGAAUCAGCAGUUCCAAUUUUUUAAACAUCCCGUCUUCAUUCUUCUAAGUAUACUUAUCCUUCUGGUGGGGCUGUUGGCAUAGUUGACCUGUUUUGUUGCAACUCAUUUUUGUUUGCUUUAGAAGGUGAUAAAGCAAUAAUUCAGCCAAUUUCCUUUGAAACUUGAUAUGUUUAUGUUUCUGUGUUCACAGACAGGAGGGGAGAAGUAUGAAUAGUUUGUUUUGAAGUAUCCAAUCACCUCAGAUUACCUGAUCCCUCUCCAAGCUUUUUCCAGAGGGUUCAUCUGUCACCCUUGUAUAUAUUUCCCUGGUUUCUUUUCGUUUGAGCUCUGGUUUCUGUGAGGUGACCUUUGCCCCUUGACCUCAUCGGUUGACGAACUGCAGACCAAAUGGUGGUGCCUUUGCCACUCAACACCGGAGCUGCCCAGACACUCUCUCUCUCUUCCUCCAGGGUCUUUUUUAAAACACCCACCCGGGCUGCAGGCAUGGAGGAACCGCUGCAAAUUGGCCUCAGAACAAAUGCAUGAGUGAAGGGUACUUUUUCUUCUCUCCUCUUUCUUCUACUCCCGCAACUCCACCCAACCAAGUGCUUUUGGGGGUCCAGAUUCAGGUAUGAAGGAAUUUCCAGCCAGGGACUCUAGACAGAAGUGCUGGGUGCUAGAUGAUGAAGGGUAAAACUUGCCUUUGCCUUUUUUUUUUUUUUUUUACCCCCUUGUGAGCUAUAAACUCAUUCCUAGGACUCAAAGACCUUCUGUGGUUCCAGGCACUCCCUCGCUGUCCUUCUUUUCGGAAAUCCUUCUUUUGGGAUUUCCCUUCUUUUGGGAAAUCCUCAACACCAGCCUUCUCCACCUCUGACACCCAAGGCUCCAGCAGACACCCUGGGCGUGCCUGGCUGGCACCUGUCGUGCCUGUGGUUUGCAGUAAAGUCUGUGUCAGCCUUGCCUGGGUGAGAAAGAUGCCUCGGAAAUUCAUAGGGCAGCUCAUACUUGCUGAGGGACCCCGGGAUGAGUUUCCUAAUGGACACAGGCACAGCACUGGCUAGAUGGGAUACUCCCCUCCACCCCCUAACUUCCCACAGGGGAAACUUCUUUCUUGAUAAAUUCCAUUAUUUGCAAGUGGUGUCAAAACAUGGCUGUCUUCUCCCUGGUCACUUCUCCAGGAGUCUUCAUUUGUCUUCCUAUCCUCCCACCCCCUUAUCUCCCCUCACCACAUCUUCCCUCCCUUGCAGUUGGGGUGAGGGUCGGUAGCAAUCCCAGUUUCUCCAAGUAAGACCCGUGCCUGGGCGCGAUUGUGGUGCAGCACCACGGACAGCGGCUGCCAUGUCCUUCCCGUAGGAACCUAUCAUCUGCUCAGCUUUUGCAGCUGGAUGCGUCAUGCAUCUGUGUUUGGAGAUUUAGCCCCGCUUGAUAAUAGUUUGCAUUCUGUUCGUUCCCUAUGUUAGUAAUCAGUAAGUUCUCUGUGCCAUUGGAGUUUUAAUUCCUCCCAAAACUGCUCUAGUUGAUUUAUUUUUUUAAAAUUCCAGUUGAUAUUUUAUAACAGUUUUGAUGUGGUGGCUUUCCAGGUCAACAAGACCCCUUUUAAAGACACUUUACUAGUAUUUCAACACUGAAUUCUCUUCUUGGCUGCUUCUUUCUUUCCUUUGGGUGGUAAGUGAUCUGUUCUUGACUCCUUGGUACCAUAUUAGGCUGUGGGAAAUUACCAGCUCUGCUUGGUGAAUGCAUCGAUACUCACCAUGCAAACUCAAUUCUUAGUUAUGUUUUAGCCCAAGCGUACCUGACAGGAGAGGAUGCACUUGAAAAUGAAAUUAACUAACCACUCACACCUUGACUGGAAAUUAAACUCCAUUUAAUUCCCUUGAAACUGACUGGGGCAGGCCCUGUAGGUCCUCUUCCCCUUCUAUCCUUUUUUGCAAUGUCAUCUCCUCCAGCACCGCAGAUGAAUCACAGUGGGCUAGAAGUGACCCUCUUGGUGCUCUGCAUGACCGCUGAAUCCCUCUCAUGAUAAGUGCAAUGACGUGAGAAGUGACUGAUACCAGGGAGACUUUGCUGGGCAAAUGGGUUACCUAUUUCUCCUUUUCCUAAACUGGGCGAGUUCUUUGGGACUAAGCAAGAUAUCGUGUGCUAAUUUCUUAAGUAUGCCUGGAGCUCUCUUUGGAAAUCUGUCUCCUCCUAAACUAACUUAAUACGCCUUAAUCGUUUGUGUGCAAUCAUAAGUCACCUGUCCCCCACCCCUCACCCCAACUCUCCUUCCCUGGGCCUUUGUCUCUUUAAAUGAGAGUCUUUGACGGAAUGCAAACUCCCAUCCAUGUUAUCUAUCUAUCUAUCUGUCUAUCUGUCUGUCUAUCUAUCUAUCUAUCUAUCUAUCUAUCUAUCUCUAUCUCUAUCUCUCUAUCUCUCUCAUUCCCUCCUCUUUACCAUCAGUGUUUUGACAGCUGGUCUUUUCAUAAGUCUGUUUCAUUUUCCCCUCCAGUAAAUACCCUUCUUCACAGCCUCUUCCCCAAUGAAACAGAGUCCUUUGGCCUGUGAAAUUCCGUGGCAAGGUCUUGAAAAUCAUUGUUGUGGAGAAUUACUCAGUGCUGCCAGAUAAGUCCUGUUGAGGGAAGUCACGGUGUCUGGAAUGUUGGGAAUUGCAAGUGAAGCUGAUCCAACAGCCUCGGGUUGUCUAGGAUUCAGGGAAAGGACAGUCAGCUGGAGGUAUUUUCCAAGGGGGACAAGUUGAGUCACAUGCUUUCAGACAACUCUUUUUCUUUGUGCCUCCCAGGAUGUGAGGCAGGCUUGGGUCUGGCUAAGGAGGGGAACUACAAAGGGGCUUGAGCCUGAGGCAUGAAACCUGAGACCCUGGGUGAGAGCUUUGAAAAGCCCUUUGUGUGAAUUCGCCAAAGGAGACCUCAGCUUCCCCCACCGGGCGCUGAUAGCUGCCUUUCAGGUUUGCACAUCCACAUUUUUCAUUGCUCUGGGAAUUAGGCAUAAUUUCAAAGCUAAAACCCCGCAAGUGUGCCAUCUGAUCACCUCCAAAAUGUAACGCUUGCUGAAAGGUGGAUCGGGCCUUCGUGGAAGGCAGCCAGCCUCUCCCUCACCACUUUCCAUGUGUCCCCCUCUGUCCUUGUGGUCCCACCCACAGGACCCUGUCCCUUCACACGGGAAGCCGGAACUACUGUUGCCUUCAUGUGAAUUGGAACGUCAGGGUGAGCUUUGAGAGAAAUGGCGGAUGUGGGAGAAAGGCUCUAACCACUGGCAAAUGAUCCCCCUCCCCAAAUUUAAAUGUUUACUCCGUGGUAGGUCACGACAGUGAUGGAGAAACAUCCUAUGGCCUCUGAAUGUGCCUUCUCCCCAACUCCCCCCUGAUUCCACCAUGUGCUAAAACCAAGUCCCGUGGUAUCGGGAUUCCGUAGGUUAGGAAGGACAGUGUUGAGGUGGAGGGAGCCAGGUGAAGCAGGUAAGACCCACUCUGCACCUGUACGGGAGACCACCUUGGGCUCCAUCUGCUUAGGGCAUGGUGGAGCCGAGCUCUGCGCCCGGAAGCUGCCGAGAGUCACCCCAUUGGCCUUCCGGCUCUGGUCGCACAGAGCCACCGAGAGAAAGCAAGUCGACAUCGUCACGCUGGGUCUCAGCCAGGCUGCAUCUCUUUUUCCCCCAUUACCCCUCUAGACUUUCCUGUCUUUCUUCUGGGUCGGUCUCUGCCAGGGAGUAGGGGAAAGAGGGGCAGAAAUCCGGGCUCUCUGCUGGGGAAAGUCAGCCUGAGGGGUCUGGCAAGUUAACCCUCGAAACAGACACCUCUCAGCCUCCCCCCCACCCCGGCCCUCCCAGAACCCCCAUCUCACAAAGCAAACUUCACACCUGGUGCCGGGACACUUUUUCCCAUGACUCGGACUGGAACUUUCUUGACAAUCCCUGCCAGCCCCUGGUAGCAUCUUGCCCACUGACGAUUCUGCCGUCUAAAGAAGAAUGAGCUUUUUAAUGAUCUCACUCCACAUAGCCUUAGAGAUCCUGUACAUAGGGGACUCACAAAAGUAAUAUAUUGUGUUACGGGAGAUAAUUUUGUACUAUGUUGUUUCCUAAAUCAGACCAAUAUCCUAGAAGUCACAUACUUCCCAAGAUGAUUGUGAUCCUGAAAAUGCUUUGUAAGAUGGGAAAUAUAUAUAUAAAAGAGAGUAUAUAUUUUCCUAACUUUCCUUCUGGGUUCCUUUCUCAGCUAUCUGAGUCAGGAUAGAAAGGGAAUUUGAAUUCUAUGCGUAAGAAAGCUAAGCCUCCUACCUGCCGGUGUUCUUGCAAUUGCCUUAUGAACUCCUGAGCUCUCAGAGUUCCAAACGGAAGGCGGACAAGAGGCACUUUAUCCAACCCCACAAAGAAUCUCUAACCGUGUGACUGAGGAUUCAUCUAUAAAAUCCUAUAUUUUUCACGUUAAAAAGAAAGGGGGCUUCCUGGACCUCACGGAGUAUUGGAUGUCUACAAGUGCUUUUAUAUUUUAUAACUGUAAAGAGGUUUCAUAUGCACAGAGGAACAAUUGGAAAGCUGGUCGACUGCAAGAAAACAAGGUGACCUUUGCAUGAACAAAUGUUUGCAUUCAGGCUAUGAAAAUAGCAAAUAAAGCUUUGAUGCAAAUUGCACCGGA
This is a messenger RNA of Choloepus didactylus (southern two-toed sloth), 10980 nucleotides long. Its product is annotated as KIAA1671 ortholog. Bases 382 to 5805 code for a protein of 1807 amino acids. The transcript is spliced from 12 exons. The record is from RefSeq and is a predicted model, not a curated record. Lineage: Eukaryota; Metazoa; Chordata; Mammalia; Pilosa; Megalonychidae.